AUGACGACCGGCCCAACCUUUGACUCGGCCUUGAGCCGCAGUCGCCAGGACUCCUUUGUCAGCGCAGGGCCAAAGCCCAUCUCCAUGACAAAUCCCAACCGUGGCGCCGAUGGCCGCGGGCGGCGCGAGAGCUUGGCCGGCAGCAUGAUGAACGGCAUGAGCUGGGGAGGCGUCUCCAUCGGGAGCUUUGUCCGCGACGAGAUCAUGUUGACAGGUACAUCACCAUGGCAGGGCGCGCAGCCGUCCUCGUCCUUCCACUCCAACUCGUACAUCCCCAAGAUGGAGGCCGAGUACCUUCGAGAUUUCUUGUGCUGCAACCAGAGACUCGACAGCUUUCACGAUCUUCUGCGUCACUACGAGACUGUGCACACUGGCAGCAACGCACAGCCCAAUAACAAGCCCGCCAUGCCCAUGGGCCAGCGCCUCUCCGUCAGCAAGCAACAGCUGACUCCUGGAGGGUUCGGAAGUGGCACGCCCAGCCACCAAGGCUUCCAAAGCCCGAGCCAGCUCGGUUUCGGCCAGCAAAACCGCGGCAUGAACAGCAAUGGCUCGAACGGGCUUGGCGGCUUUGGUGGCAUGCAGCUUGGCGGGCAGUCACUGGGUAAUGGCCAGAAAGCCUCUGGCCUGACGAAUAUGCAGACCAACGACGAGAUGGAGACCGUGGGCGAGAUGGAGCUCGACGAGACUGUCGGCAUGAUGGAGAUGGACGACCCUUCGCGGAAUCUGCAGCAGACACGGCAGAUGUUUGGUGGGCAACAAACACGGCCACAGCUCCAGCUCAACAGCGGUGCUCUCGGUCAGGGUCUUCGCACCUCACAACCGUCCACGCCUGGCGCCGGUGGGUUCAACUUCCAGAACAACCCCACGGUCUCUUCUGUCAACACCCCGACUCUAUCUACGCAAGGCCUUGGCCAGCCCGCCAACGGCGAGGACGACUUUGCUGGACUGGACGCAAGCCUGAACCUCGGCGACUUUUCGAAUCUCGACGCUACGAGCCUCGAGUACUUCAUCAACGACCCCGCCAAGAGCCUGUACAGCUCGAAUGCCAAUUCCGCGAGCCAACGGGCAGCGCUCGCGACGCAAAUGGCCCAAUUUGGUCUCGACCAGAACCAGUUUGCGAAUAUGAGCGAGGCAACGCGCCUGACUGCCAUCUACCAGGCCCUGCAUAAUCCCAACGGCGUCAUGAUUCCUCCCGAGGAGGACAAGCCUUUCAAGUGCCCCGUGAUUGGGUGCGAAAAGGCCUACAAGAACCAGAACGGUCUGAAAUACCACAAGCAACACGGCCACCAGAACCAACAAUUACACGAAAACGGUGACGGCACCUUCUCCAUAGUGAACCCGGAGACGUCUGCACCUUAUCCUGGCGAGACAGGUAUGGAGAAGGAGAAGCCUCAUAAGUGCGAGUACUGCAACAAGCGGUACAAGAACCUGAACGGUCUCAAAUACCACAAACAACAUUCGACCCCUUGCGAGAUUGCUGCGCAGGCAGCCGCGAUCCGGCAAAAUCUGGCUGGAGGGCAAAUGCCGUUCAGCAGCCCCAGUGCCGGGCUGCCGGGCAUUGGCGAAGAGAUGCAGAUGUAG
This is a messenger RNA of Microdochium trichocladiopsis, 1581 nucleotides long. RefSeq lists its product as uncharacterized. Gene Ontology annotation, cellular component: nucleus. The record is from RefSeq and is a predicted model, not a curated record. NCBI's taxonomy places the organism in Eukaryota, Fungi, Ascomycota, Sordariomycetes, Xylariales, Microdochiaceae. Bases 1 to 1581 code for a protein of 526 amino acids. The transcript has 4 exons.